AUGGCAGGCUCAAAAUGGAAGGCCACAGCUUUGCUGACUUGGCUUCUAGCUGCAGAAUCUGCCCACUGUCUGCCGCAGGUGGGAACUGCAGUGGAAAGCAUACUGCACAAGACCACCACUGAGGAGACGGGUGCGUUUGUCACUCAAUAUCCACCGUCGAACAAGGAAGACAGAGUCUUGAUUCCAGAGUCUCAUCCGGUAUAUCGAUUUGAACUGCAAAGGGAAGGCCGGUCAUCUCAGCUUCCUUUCCCAGAGCUAGACGUGGGCAACUUUGUCCAUGGUCUAGAAGGGUUGAUAGCGCCAGAUCCGCAAACAAAACCCUCGCCGGCACCUACUGCCGCAGGUAAGCCAACUUCAGGCAAACAGCCUGACCCGGCUCCAGUUCAUACCACUGUGACUAUCAAAAACUCCCCGGAAGGCGGUCCUGAGCCCGAAGCUACUUCCGCGACAGACCCACAUCCUAUCGACCCUCCACCUCCAAUCAAGCCAGGUACUCCCAAGAAUAUGAACGGCCAAGAUGCAUUUCAGCCAGUUGCAACUGGGCCUGUUCCGGCAAGCAUUCAGUCUCGGGGUGAUCACCCCGUCCAGAAUGAGCAUGCCGACUCGAAAGAUCCAAUUGAGACUAACAAGUUCUACGCUGGAUUCUUCUUGGGAACUCAAACUAAUGCCAGUUUUACACAGCCUUACUCUCUCGCAUGGUCCAAGGGCGCUGGCUCCCUGAAGAGCUGGGGUAUGGGCAUUACUCACAUCCCUUCUGACAUGCUUGCAUGGGGUCCUAAGAACGAUAAGAUCCCUGGACAUCCCGUCCAGUACUACAUCAACCCCGUGGGCCUUCAACAGAUCAUCUUCUCUGCUAGUGAAUUGGGCAAGUCCAGUGUGCUGAAGACGGAACAACCCAAGGCUUUCUCGGCCCACGCGGUUAUCAAGAAAUCUGCUGGUUCCGCACAGCAGAUCUCUUUCCCUGUUGUGCAAGGUAUGGGCUUCACUACUGCUAUUUACAAGGACUUGCAGCCUACAAUCGAGAGUGGCGUGUUCUUCCGCAAGGUCGUGAAUGCCGGCUCCCCUCGACCGGGAAUUUUCAAGUACAAGGUUGAGCUCGAGGACGAUACCACCUGGCUCAUGUAUGCCGCUCCGGCUGAUGGCAAGGACCCAAAAUUCAAGCUUGUGUCGAAAAUCAAUCUUCGCGGUCCUCACGGCUACUCUGGAACUAUCCAGGUUGCGAAGAACCCCGCUGGUAUUUCUGGCGAAAAGUUCUACGACAACUCGUGUGGUGUUUACCCCGUGGCUGGCCACAUCUCUGGCUCUGUCACCAAUAAUGUUGGCAGCUAUAGCCUUUCAUGGACCAAGGCUGGAAAGGAUGUCAAGAACACUCCUCUGUUGAUGUUUGCAUUGCCUCAUCACGUUCAGUCCUUUGACAAAGCCACUCAAGGUCGCGUCACCGAUAUUCACCUCCGUACCACCACGAAAGGUAACUCAACUGCUGUCAUUGGAGAGAGCUGGACUUUGGUUGAGCCUAAGCUCCCUGUUGAUAUUGGAUUCGCCCCUUGGUCACCCACUCACGGCAGCGGUCAUGGACUAUCUCCCGCUGCCCAGCAUGCAAUCCUUCAGUAUGCUCCACAUGAGUUGAAGCAAAACAUCUCCGAACAGACAGAUCUGAACAGCAUGUACUACAGCGGCAAGGCCCUGAGCAAGUUCGCCACCUUGGUGUACACCGUGAACCAGCUCGGUAACAAUGUCGACCUAGCCACCCAUGCCUUCCAAGAGCUGAAGAAAGCAUUCGCUCACUUUGUAGAUAACAAGCAGCAGUACCCUCUUGCAUACGAUACCGUUUGGAAGGGAGUUGUUUCCACCGCGGGCUACAAUGGUGACUUAAACCAAGACUUUGGAAACACCGCAUACAACGACCACCACUUCCAUUACGGCUACUUCAUUCAAGCCGCUGCCAUCAUUGGUGCUCUUGACCAAUCAUGGUUGUCUGCCAAUAAGGAAUGGGUCAAUGUGCUUGUCCGCGAUGCCAGCAACUCUAUUGAGAACGAUGCCUUUUUCCCCUUCUCCCGUGGCUUUGAUUGGUACAACGGCCACUCCUGGGCCAAGGGUCUAUUUGAGUCCUUUGAUGGAAAGGACCAAGAGUCCUCAUCGGAAGACACCAUGUUUGCGUACGCGAUCAAGAUGUGGGGUCAAACAUCUGGUGAUGCCAGUAUGGAAGCUCGCGGCAACCUGAUGCUUGGUAUCCUGGGACGGUCGCUGAAGAACUACUUCCUCCUGGAAGACGACAACAUCAACCAUCCCCCCAACUUCAUCGCUAACCGGGUCACCGGCAUUCUCUUCGAGAAUAAAGUCGACCACACCACCUACUUCGGCGCCAACCUGGAAUUCGUUCAAGGUAUCCACAUGCUCCCUCUAAUGCCCCACACUCCUUACGCGCGCGGAAAGGAGUUUGUCCGUCAGGAGUGGGAGGCCAUGUUCGCCGAAAAUGCCUCCACGCCUGCGUCCAAGGUCGAGGGUGGAUGGAGAGGCGUCCUCUAUGCCAAUCUUGCCUUGAUCGAUCCCAAGGCCUCCUGGGAAUUCUUUACCCAGCCAGACUUUGAUUACAGUUGGAUUGAUGGUGGCGCGACACGUACCUGGUACCUCGCUUUUGCCGCCGGUCUUGGAGGUGCUCCCUGA
This is a messenger RNA of Penicillium salamii, 2664 nucleotides long. The record is from the annotation of a GenBank genome assembly. NCBI's taxonomy places the organism in Eukaryota, Fungi, Ascomycota, Eurotiomycetes, Eurotiales, Aspergillaceae.